AAAAGAUGCGCCGCUCCAGAAAAGUGACAAGUCGCAGUCAAGUUAGUGACAGCAUCUUGACAGGCAAAGGUCAGGGCCAGAUAACGCGCCUGCGCAGAAAGAGAUAUCUGCAUUAGCUGGAUUUGUCUCUUUUCUGUACCUUCUUUGCUUUUUUCCAAACCCACGUGGACAAGUCACCCGGGUUAAUGUGUGACAUAUACAGCCUGGACCCACACCGCGCGUCUCCACAAUGCAACAUGAGCUGGGCGAUGGAGCCUGCUAACUUCUAUGAGAGUCCCAGCCUGGGCGGCCCCCAGCAGGGGGUCUGCAAGCCCGGCGGCAGGCCGGACGCCGCGGCGGAGGAGAACACGCUGGUGGAGAUGAGCACCACGCCCGCCAUGUACGAGGACGAGAGCGCCAUCGACUUCAGCCAGUACAUCGAGUCCAUGACAUCCGUGCCGAACCUGGAGCUGUGCAACGACGAGCUCUUCCUCGACCUCUUCAACUCCGUCAAGCAGGAGAAGGCGGACUUCUACAGCCUGCAGGGCUCCGCGCUCCCGGGCGGCGUGCAGCAGCAGCUGCUGGCGGCCGGCUACGCGGCGGACCGGAGGCUGGAGAAGCCGGGCACCUACGGGGCGCCCAUCAAGCAGGAGUCCGAGUGGAGCGACAGCGACCUGUCCUCCUCCCUGCCGUCCCAGAUCGAGACGUGCGCGCAGACCUCCGUCAGCCUGACGACGGGGCAGCCCACCCCGCCCACGACCCCGGAGCCCGUCUCCGCGGUCAGCUCCGCCAAAUCCUCCCCGAGGAAGAUGGGCAGGGAGAAGGGCAAGAAGUCUGUGGACAGGUUCAGCAUGGAGUACCGGCAGAGGCGCGAGCGGAAUAACAUUGCGGUGCGCAAAAGCAGGGACAAAGCCAAGAGGCGCAACUUGGAGAUGCAGGACAAGCUGCUCGAACUGAGCGCCGAGAACGAGAAACUCCACAAAACCAUCGAGCAGCUAACCAGGGAGCUCACCGGGCUCCGGGACUUCUUCAAACAGAUCCCCAGCGCCUCGUUCGCGGGCUCCACGGGCGCACAGAGCCGGUGACAAAGCUGUGAACGAAGCUCCACGGAGACAUACCUCAGAACUCUUUACCAUCUGUACCAGAUGUUUUUUUUUUAAGCUGACCAUAAUGGCACUGGAAAAAUGUAAUGUUGAUGCCAUAUUUUUCGUGGGAUUUUUCUCUGUAUUAAAUUAUUUUACCACUGCAUUUACACGUUAAACCAAAACAUGGUACACGUUUUUUUUAAUUACAAAAACUUUGUAUAAGAGCCAGAGCAUGACCUUUUAUAUAGUUUGUAUGAAACCUUUUGUGUUCUAUGGAAUCUGUUAAUAAAGUUGUUGAAAAAGUG
Oryzias latipes (Japanese medaka) is the source of this 1369-nucleotide messenger RNA. It is a transcript of the gene cebpd, whose product is annotated as CCAAT enhancer binding protein delta. Gene Ontology annotation, biological process: regulation of cell differentiation; regulation of transcription by RNA polymerase II; DNA-templated transcription. NCBI's taxonomy places the organism in Eukaryota, Metazoa, Chordata, Actinopteri, Beloniformes, Adrianichthyidae. The record is from RefSeq and is a predicted model, not a curated record. Gene Ontology annotation, molecular function: DNA-binding transcription factor activity, RNA polymerase II-specific; RNA polymerase II cis-regulatory region sequence-specific DNA binding.